This is a messenger RNA of Thyridium curvatum, 1383 nucleotides long. RefSeq lists its product as uncharacterized. Lineage: Eukaryota; Fungi; Ascomycota; Sordariomycetes; Thyridiales; Thyridiaceae. The record is from RefSeq and is a predicted model, not a curated record. The transcript is spliced from 3 exons. Gene Ontology annotation, cellular component: fungal-type vacuole membrane. The coding region runs from base 1 to 1383 and encodes 460 amino acids. Gene Ontology annotation, molecular function: calcium:proton antiporter activity. Gene Ontology annotation, biological process: calcium ion transmembrane transport; intracellular calcium ion homeostasis.
AUGGCGACCCAACGAAGGUCCCCCUCGCUGAGCGGACCUGAACCCGGAAAAGUCUCACCGCGCAACACAGAACUGCCUCCGCCCAACGGCAAUGCCAGCGAGAAGAAGACCCCGGGCAUCAGGCCUGCUGGCGAGAGUGGCCGUUCCGGCAUUCAUCCUCUGCACUUCUUGGCAAUAUGCUUCCGGUCGUCGAACAAGGUCUCGGCGAGUGUGAACAUCCUUUGGCCGCUGGUCCCCGUGGCAAUUGCACUUCGAUACGCCCUCACCGACACUGUUCCUCACCAUCUGGUCAUCUUUAUCACCUCGUACCUGGCCAUGGUUCCCUGCGCCAACCUGAUUGGCUUUGCCGGUCAAGAACUCGCUCGGAAGGUGCCUCACGUCUUUGGCGUUCUCAUCGAGACAACAAUCGGCAGCAUUGUGGAAAUCAUUCUCUUCAUGAUCCUGCUCUCGAGGGACCUGUUCCAAGUCAUCCAGGCUGCGAUCCUAGGUUCCAUCCUGGCGACCAUGCUCCUCUGCCUCGGCUUGUGCUUCUUUGUCGGCGGCCUCAAGACCGAUGUCCAGUCCUUUAGCGAGACGGUUAGCGAAGCAGGAAGUGGCCUCCUACUCACAGCGGGCUUCGGCCUGGCCAUCCCUACAAUCUUCCGCCGCUCCUUGGCUGGCGGUUCGCUGACGGACGAGGAGCUCGCGACCAAGGGCCUCAACAUUUCCCGCAUCAUCGCCAUCCUCCUGUUCAUUUCCUACCUCGUCUUCGUCUGGUUCCAGGCCAGGACCCACCACGGCCUGUACGAAGACAUCUUCGAAGAGGACGAGAGGAUCGACGACGACCGGCACCGAGAUAUGCGAAAGGCCAAGCUCACCCUGACCGAGAGCCUGCUGGCUCUCGUCAUCUCAGUUGGCCUUGUUACCGUCAUUGCCCUGAGCCUCGUCGAGCAGAUCCACAACAUGGUCACGGACCGGCACAUCUCGGACGCCUUCAUGGGCCUGAUCCUCGUGCCGCUCGUCGAGAAGGCCGCCGAGCACCUGACGGCCAUCGACGAGGCCUGGGACAACCAGAUGAACUUUGCCCUCGCCCACGUCCUCGGCGCCACGCUGCAGACCGCCCUCUUCAACGGGCCCCUCGUCGUCAUCGUCGGCUGGGGCCUGCACAAGCCCAUGGGCAUGGAGUUUGAGCUCUUUGACAUCGCCAUGCUGAUCCUGGCGAUCAUCACCGUGGGCAACUUCCUGCGCGACCAGAAGAGCAACUACCUCGAGGGCUUCCUCUGUGUGAUUGUCUACAUCGCGAUCGCCGUCGCGGCCUACAAUUAUCCGAACCCUCAGCCGCAUGGUGCUGGUGCUGGCGCUGGCGGUGAGGGAGCAACAACAACCGGGGGCGGUGGGCAUUGA